AUGGGAUCAUGUACAUAGAAACUGAAAAAGGUUAACUAAGAAAAUGCUUAAAAAAGACAAAUGUUAUUACAAGCUUUGCAUUCUAAAAAUUAAUCGAUUUAGACUCAAGAAUCAGAUAAAGAAAAAAAGAAGAGAGAGAAAUUUAUGAAAACUGAUAAAACUCUAAAUAUCCAAAAUUUCAUCCUGAUUUAAACAUGCAAAUUGUCUAAAGUUUAUUCUGUUGUUUCUAAUGGCAACAAAGAUUAAUAAAUUUCUUUUCAAGGUAAAUACCAGAAUGAAAAUUUAUAAAUUGUACAAAAUAAUCUUACUGGGAGGAUUAGAACAAUUGAAACACUACCAUUGGGUGAUAAAUACACAAGAAAAUACAUGGAUAAUUUAUUAGCAAAUACUUUAGUAUUUUUAAUAUAAAGAAUUUUAGUCUCAUCCCAAUAUUACUUAAAUACAUGAAAUCUUUUAGGACGAUAAUAAUAUUCAUAUUAUUCAAGAUUAUUGUAGUGGAGGAAAAUUAUGUAACAUAAAUUACAGACAGGGUUAGGGAAUAUAAGAAAAUAUCGCAUUAAAAAUUUUAGUUUAAAUGAUUGAAUCUAUGAAUUAUCUUCAUGUGAAAGGAUUAAAUCAUGGUCAUUUAACAUUUAAUAGUUUUUAAAGAACUGAUGAAUCAGAAAACUAUUAUAUAAAAUUAACAGAUAUAAAACAAAUCUUUAUAAAACCUUAGAUAACAUUUGAACAGUUACUAUUUUUUGCUCCAGAAAUAAUAGAUAAUGAUUAAGAAUAUUCAAUAGCUAGAGAUGUUUGGUCUAUAGGUAUUAUAUUUUAUAAGCUUUUAACUGGUAAUUUGCCAUAUUCAUCUACAUAAGUAAGUAAAUUAAAAUCAGAAAUAAAAAAGGGUAUAAUAUAAAUGACAGAAUUACAAUUUGAUAAAAUAUCUUCAAGAUCAAAGGAUCUGCUAAAUAAAUUACUUGAAUAUAACCCAUCAACAAGAUCUAAUCUUAAUUCUAUUAUAAAAUCUCCAUUAUAUAGAAAAUUAGUUUCUCAAACUAAUUAAAUUAGCAAAUAAUCAGUAAAUGCUUUGGCCAAUAUUAAACCAGCUAAUCUUAUAUAAUCAUUAUUUUUAUAAUUUUUAGUUAGUUAACUUUGCUAAAAUUAAUAGAAUGAAAUUUAUUAAAUGUUUAAUAAAUAUGAUUAAAAUGGGGAUGCUAAAUUAAGUAAGAUAGAAAUAUAUGAUCUUUUGUAUUAAUAACUAAGAUCAAAAGAAUAAGCAUAAUAAUAGGUUGAUGUAAUAUUUAAAGCUAUUGAUACUGAUCAUAAUGGUACAAUAGAUUGUAAUGAAUUUAUUAGAUGUAUUGUUGAUAGACAAGCUUUAAUCACCACUCCAAAUUUGAAAGUGAUUUUUAAAUAAUUAUCAAAUGGGAAAGGUUCUAUACGUAAAAAGAGAUUUAUGUAAUGUUUCUAAGUUAAUUAAAAAUAAACAGAUGAAAUGUUUGCUUCAAUUACUAAAAAUAAGAGAAUCACUUUUAAAGUUUUUUCGAGGACUAUGAUAGAACUUGUCUGA
Paramecium sonneborni is the source of this 1552-nucleotide messenger RNA. The record is from the annotation of a GenBank genome assembly. Lineage: Eukaryota; Ciliophora; Oligohymenophorea; Peniculida; Parameciidae.